Suillus bovinus is the source of this 681-nucleotide messenger RNA. RefSeq lists its product as uncharacterized. NCBI's taxonomy places the organism in Eukaryota, Fungi, Basidiomycota, Agaricomycetes, Boletales, Suillaceae. The transcript has 3 exons. The record is from RefSeq and is a predicted model, not a curated record. The coding region runs from base 118 to 456 and encodes 112 amino acids.
UUGACGUCACGAUUAAAUAUGACAUUGUAUGGUGGUACACGAAGCUAGUAUAAAACCUGGAGGCCAACUGCCACGACAAUCUACUUUCCCAAUAAUUAAUAACUACGAGAAAGCACAAUGUCUUCGUCUACCGCACACCCAUCUGCCGUAGGCACUAACACCCAACCCACAACGGCUUCCACCGAAGCUCCAACUCAACCAACCAUCACCGACGACAGUCAAAUUCCGCCGCAAAGACACGCAGGAGCCACUGGGCUUGGUCCCUUGUACGGACAGGGAGCAGGCCUUGGAGAUAAGCUCGGCGGCUUGCAAGAGGAGAUCAAGGGAACGAUCACCAAGAACCCAGAACUAGUCGAACAUGGGCGCGAGCGGCGUACAGGGAUUCUGAAGAAGAAAGAGCAAGAACAGGAUGAGGAAGACCCGUUCGCGAAAUCAGAAGACCACAGUCAGGCCUAAGGUAGUGGGAGACGCUAAUAUCCACUAGUCAUGAGCGUGUGUUGGUGCAUGCGGUAACUUUGACUUACCGAAUAUAAAUGUCAUUGCAUGGUUGCGUCUCUAUCUCUACGCACGUAAGUAUAAAUUCUAAGAGGCUGAACGAAAGUGAGCAGCACGAACUGUCGUGGACAAUCAUGCGUAGUCCUCUCGAGCCCGGUCAUGGUGACAACAUCGGGCCUCGAACCC